GGCAAUUGACGUUCCGCAUUUCUCCCCGAGCGCGUUGACGUCGUGGCACGCGUCGGCGCCUUUGAUACCCCCACGGCUCCAAAUACCCUUCUAUCUUGCCUCAAACCGCCAUCUUGUCGCAUUCGCCAGCAAUUCAAUCGCCCAGAGUCAUCAAGCGCGCUCGCGACAAUGGCCAACAUGAUCUCCCGCCCGUCUUCGUCGCCCCCCGAAUCAUCAUCGAGCGCUGGUCAUGAUUGCCAUACUCCCGAGGUGCCACGGGACAAGCUCCCCCCGGUGGAGACAAGGAUCUGCUACCACUGCGAUCACACCCUUGUCUGCGAGAACCGGGACCUCAGGAAGGCCAUCCAGCCCGUAUACGCCGCACUACGGGGAGGGAUAUCCCGCAUGCACGUCAACCCCGACGCCAUUGACGAACAGAUCGCCAUAUAUGAGUCCGAUAUUGGCCGCUACGACGACGAAAUCGUCGAUCUCGAGAAGGUUAUGCGCGAGCUGAAGAGGAAGCGCGGGGAGCUACAACGCGUAGCGGACGCCAACCGAUCCCUCAUCUCCCCCAUCCGCCGCCUCCCCCUUGAAAUCUUGACCACCAUAUUCCGCUACGUGCAGGAUAUCCCGGAUGUACGCCUGCCUCUGCAGCUACGCAAGAACGUCUGCCAGAGGGUGUGCCACUCAUGGAGAACGAUCAUCCUCUCCAAUCACGCCGAGUUCCUCCCUCACCUCAUCGCAAGGGGGCAGACGCCAGAGCAUAUCGAGCGCCGGCGCCGUGCGCUACACGAGCAGCUCGCCAUCACAGCACCGAAACCCUUCUCGCUGGUCAUCGAGGACUUCAGCAGCAUCCUGAUGCAUGGCAGUGAACGAGAGGACUAUGGGCUCCCUCUUGAGCAGCCAAUCACCGAGGAUCCUAUAUUCGCCAACUCCGAGCGUUGGCGCUCAGCCAAGAUAUCCCUCGGACCGCGCACCCUCCGCAGUUUAGCUGGUUUUGAAGGCGCAGUCCCCCAGUUGACCACUCUGUCGCUGUCCUCCGAUAGGCCAUUUCCUGGCGAAGACUUUGAGUCCGUGUCGCAACUACGCAUGUUUGCAGACGCACCCCGCCUAAGGACAGUGAUGCUGUGCCCGCCGUUCUAUCCGAAUCGCACCGCGUUGCCGUACGAGCAGCUCACGCACAUCACGGUCAUUGGGAUGGACUGGUCUCAUAUCGCCUACCUCUUCGAACACUGUCGCAAACUCGUCCUUGCGCGCAUAUACGCCGGCAGGGGCCCUUCGCCAACAGAUGCGAUCGCGGAGACUUGCGCCACGAAGCUCGACGUCGAGACCAACAAUCACACUUUCUUGCCACAAACACCAGCGCCUGUGACUCGCUCGCCAUUCACCGUCAUCUCGGCGCCACGACUAUCAAGGCUGGUCCUACACAGUCUUCCGGACUGCGACGCACUCGAGGAGAUGAUCCAGCGGUCAGGCUGCAAGAUCACGAGUCUCAUCCUGACCUUGCGGUUUUUGCGGGGGACGAACGUCAGUGCGCAGAUCGUCCGGCGGAUAGUCGAGAUCAUGCCCCACGUCCGCAAUUUCGAGGUCACCCUCGAUGUGCUGGAGGGCGCGGCGACGUUCAUCCAGCUGCUCUUCGCGGAGAUGAGCGCGUUGACCUGCGAGGGAAAGCCGCGCGUGCUGCCCGUCCUGCGCCGCUUCUCCUUCACGCUCAUCGGUCGGCGCCCGGUGUGCGACCAGGAGCUGGUGCAGCUCGUCGCGGCGCGGAUGCAGUGCCCCGAGUUUAUGUGCUUGGAGGUCAAGUGCCCGCUGCCGGACGCGCGCAUCAAGGAGCUGCGGGCGUUCUCGGAGCGCGGGCUCGAGGUGUAUGGCCUGAAUGACUGCGACCUGAAGUCCGUGGCCAUCAAUCGUGGAAUGUAUCUUGACCUUCACCUGCACGGCCAUUGAUGUGACGACUGUCAGCUUGUUUUGUAGGAUCUGCGCAAGGAUGUGUACUGGUAUGUUCCCCGCCUGAGCACUUGUGGACGUUCGCUGUAUACGUGCUGUACUUCUAUAACCGAUCUCGUUUGACUUCAAUGCUUUCGGGGAAAACUAUCGCAGAGCGAUGAUAUCUGGUUAGUUCUACCAGACGUUACUGUACGUCUAAGCGCAGUUUAUACAGCUCGAUCCCAUCCCAGUCAUCCUUUGCCCAAUGCACACCUCCCCUUUCCAAUGCCUUCACUAGCUUGCGCUGCGGGACCUUAUCGAUCACGAACUGCCAGACAUCCUUCGCGUCUCCAAGGAGCCUAUCUGCGACAGCUGGAUCGCGACGCUCGAGACAUAGAAGCACGACCGGCUUGCGCACUCUCGACGCGUUGCAGAUUGCAUGUAGGGUCCGCAGAAGCGGCGCUACUAGCUCUGGC
Molecule: messenger RNA, 2381 nt
Organism: Schizophyllum commune H4-8
Lineage: Eukaryota; Fungi; Basidiomycota; Agaricomycetes; Agaricales; Schizophyllaceae
Exons: 2
Coding region: 169-1926 (585 amino acids)
Molecular function (GO): protein binding
Source: RefSeq, a predicted model, not a curated record